Molecule: messenger RNA, 5199 nt
Organism: Schistosoma guineensis
Lineage: Eukaryota; Metazoa; Platyhelminthes; Trematoda; Strigeidida; Schistosomatidae
Source: the annotation of a GenBank genome assembly
AUGUCUGGUCUUGGCUCUUGUAUCGACAUUAUAUCCAAUAUCAGUGACGGUGAAUUAAAAUAUAAUGGAGAAUUAUUUAGAGUUACUCAGGAGACGAAAAAUAUUAAAAUACAAGAAGAGUUUAACGAAGAGGAUAAUGAAAAUAAGGAUUUACAGAGAAAUAGUGAAGGUUACGAAAUGAUACCAAAUUUAACAGAAGCUAAAAAGGAGAGGAAAAGCGUAGCUUCUGAAAAAGUCAAAAUAAAUGAAAACAAACCAGGAAAACCAGAUGUAACGGAAAAGACAAAAGGGUCACAAACGAAGGAAGCACAGAAUCGACUGACGAACAAACAUGGAAUUAAGGAAGAAAAACAAGAAAACAAUAAAACAAAAGAAAGAACAGAGAAAAACAAGAAACAAAAGGACGGAAAAAACAAGUUCGAACUAGGAAAAACACAAACAAAACAACCUAGGAAAGAAAAACAAAAACAAAAUCAAAAAGAGAGCAGAGAAAAAACGACGAAAAAAACAAAAAGCACAGAUGUGCCACAGAAAAACGAAAAUAACGAAACGAUAAAUGAAAUAAAAAGAGCAAUGAUAAGAAAAGAGCAAGAAAACACAAUCGAAGAAGACGAUGAAAAUAGAGAAUUUAAACAAAAUAUAAAUCAAUUACAGAAGGUUAAAAAUAAAGCGAAAAAUGAGGAAAAAGAGAAGAAUACAAUAAAAAUAAGAAACAAAUAUACGAAUAGGAAAGAAAACGGAGUAAGUGAAGAAAAUAUAUCACAAUCCAGUGGAAAAGGACAGCAAAAUAUUGAUGGACACAAAAGAGUUAGUGACAGUGGAGAUGUGGAUGAGCGUUGGAGUGUGGAUAAUAAUGUGACGAGUGUGACGAAGGAGGAUAAAUCACGUGAAGGCGAGAGAGGGUCGGUCGCAGUAGACAUGAACGGUGAGACUGUGACACAGGUAGUUGGUGAGGACAAGAUGGUAUCAGUUAGUGAGCACGAAUUUGUGGACAACGAACUACAGGGUGCAUCACGAGCACCCGAUGUAGGUUGGGAGUCACAAAUCGAAGCGACGCCUGAGUCAAUCGACCAGACCAGCUUGGAUGUGGAAACCAACACGGUUCCGAUGCCGUCAUUGACUGAGGACAGACUGCAGUCGGGUUCUGUGUCGGAUGCUGUACAGUCAAUGGGCCCACAUGAGGAGACAGGUUCACACGGAAACAACUCUGUCGGUCCGGAUGACAACAAGGAGGGUGAGGAAAAUGUGUCACAAUCCGGUCGAACGAGUCAUGUAGAUUUUGGUGGACACAGCACUGUUAGUGACAGUGGAGAUGUGGAUGAGCGUUGGAGUGUGGAUAAUAAUGUGACGAGUGUGACGAAGGAGGAUAAAUCACGUGAAGGCGAGAGAGGGUCGGUCGCAGUAGACAUGAACGGUGAGACUGUGACACAGGUAGUUGGUGAGGACAAGAUGGUAUCAGUUAGUGAGCACGAAUUUGUGGACAACGAACUACAGGGUGCAUCACGAGCACCCGAUGUAGGUUGGGAGUUACAAAUCGAAGCGACGCCUGAGUCAAUCGACCAGACCAGCUUGGAUGUGGAAACCAACACGGUUCCGAUGCCGUCAUUGACUGAGGACAGACUGCAGUCGGGUUCUGUGUCGGAUGCUGUACAGUCAAUGGGCCCACAUGAGGAGACAGGUUCACACGGAAACAACUCUGUCGGUCCGGAUGACAACAAGGAGGGUGAGGAAAAUGUGUCACAAUCCGGUCGAACGAGUCAUGUAGAUUUUGGUGGACACAGCACUGUUAGUGACAGUGGAGAUGUGGAUGAGCGUUGGAGUGUGGAUAAUAAUGUGACGAGUGUGACGAAGGAGGAUAAAUCACGUGAAGGCGAGAGAGGGUCGGUCGCAGUAGACAUGAACGGUGAGACUGUGACACAGGUAGUUGGUGAGGACAAGAUGGUAUCAGUUAGUGAGCACGAAUUUGUGGACAACGAACUACAGGGUGCAUCACGAGCACCCGAUGUAGGUUGGGAGUCACAAAUCGAAGCGACGCCUGAGUCAAUCGACCAGACCAGCUUGGAUGUGGAAACCAACACGGUUCCGAUGCCGUCAUUGACUGAGGACAGACUGCAGUCGGGUUCUGUGUCGGAUGCUGUACAGUCAAUGGGCCCACAUGAGGAGACAGGUUCACACGGAAACAACUCUGUCGGUCCGGAUGACAACAAGGAGGGUGAGGAAAAUGUGUCACAAUCCGGUCGAACGAGUCAUGUAGAUUUUGGUGGACACAGCACUGUUAGUGACAGUGGAGAUGUGGAUGAGCGUUGGAGUGUGGAUAAUAAUGUGACGAGUGUGACGAAGGAGGAUAAAUCACGUGAAGGCGAGAGAGGGUCGGUCGCAGUAGACAUGAACGGUGAGACUGUGACACAGGUAGUUGGUGAGGACAAGAUGGUAUCAGUUAGUGAGCACGAAUUUGUGGACAACGAACUACAGGGUGCAUCACGAGCACCCGAUGUAGGUUGGGAGUCACAAAUCGAAGCGACGCCUGAGUCAAUCGACCAGACCAGCUUGGAUGUGGAAACCAACACGGUUCCGAUGCCGUCAUUGACUGAGGACAGACUGCAGUCGGGUUCUGUGUCGGAUGCUGUACAGUCAAUGGGCCCACAUGAGGAGACAGGUUCACACGGAAACAACUCUGUCGGUCCGGAUGACAACAAGGAGGGUGAGGAAAAUGUGUCACAAUCCGGUCGAACGAGUCAUGUAGAUUUUGGUGGACACAGCACUGUUAGUGACAGUGGAGAUGUGGAUGAGCGUUGGAGUGUGGAUAAUAAUGUGACGAGUGUGACGAAGGAGGAUAAAUCACGUGAAGGCGAGAGAGGGUCGGUCGCAGUAGACAUGAACGGUGAGACUGUGACACAGGUAGUUGGUGAGGACAAGAUGGUAUCAGUUAGUGAGCACGAAUUUGUGGACAACGAACUACAGGGUGCAUCACGAGCACCCGAUGUAGGUUGGGAGUCACAAAUCGAAGCGACGCCUGAGUCAAUCGACCAGACCAGCUUGGAUGUGGAAACCAACACGGUUCCGAUGCCGUCAUUGACUGAGGACAGACUGCAGUCGGGUUCUGUGUCGGAUGCUGUACAGUCAAUGGGCCCACAUGAGGAGACAGGUUCACACGGAAACAACUCUGUCGGUCCGGAUGACAACAAGGAGGGUGAGGAAAAUGUGUCACAAUCCGGUCGAACGAGUCAUGUAGAUUUUGGUGGACACAGCACUGUUAGUGACAGUGGAGAUGUGGAUGAGCGUUGGAGUGUGGAUAAUAAUGUGACGAGUGUGACGAAGGAGGAUAAAUCACGUGAAGGCGAGAGAGGGUCGGUCGCAGUAGACAUGAACGGUGAGACUGUGACACAGGUAGUUGGUGAGGACAAGAUGGUAUCAGUUAGUGAGCACGAAUUUGUGGACAACGAACUACAGGGUGCAUCACGAGCACCCGAUGUAGGUUGGGAGUCACAAAUCGAAGCGACGCCUGAGUCAAUCGACCAGACCAGCUUGGAUGUGGAAACCAACACGGUUCCGAUGCCGUCAUUGACUGAGGACAGACUGCAGUCGGGUUCUGUGUCGGAUGCUGUACAGUCAAUGGGCCCACAUGAGGAGACAGGUUCACACGGAAACAACUCUGUCGGUCCGGAUGACAACAAGGAGGGUGAGGAAAAUGUGUCACAAUCCGGUCGAACGAGUCAUGUAGAUUUUGGUGGACACAGCACUGUUAGUGACAGUGGAGAUGUGGAUGAGCGUUGGAGUGUGGAUAAUAAUGUGACGAGUGUGACGAAGGAGGAUAAAUCACGUGAAGGCGAGAGAGGGUCGGUCGCAGUAGACAUGAACGGUGAGACUGUGACACAGGUAGUUGGUGAGGACAAGAUGGUAUCAGUUAGUGAGCACGAAUUUGUGGACAACGAACUACAGGGUGCAUCACGAGCACCCGAUGUAGGUUGGGAGUCACAAAUCGAAGCGACGCCUGAGUCAAUCGACCAGACCAGCUUGGAUGUGGAAACCAACACGGUUCCGAUGCCGUCAUUGACUGAGGACAGACUGCAGUCGGGUUCUGUGUCGGAUGCUGUACAGUCAAUGGGCCCACAUGAGGAGACAGGUUCACACGGAAACAACUCUGUCGGUCCGGAUGACAACAAGGAGGGUGAGGAAAAUGUGUCACAAUCCGGUCGAACGAGUCAUGUAGAUUUUGGUGGACACAGCACUGUUAGUGACAGUGGAGAUGUGGAUGAGCGUUGGAGUGUGGAUAAUAAUGUGACGAGUGUGACGAAGGAGGAUAAAUCACGUGAAGGCGAGAGAGGGUCGGUCGCAGUAGACAUGAACGGUGAGACUGUGACACAGGUAGUUGGUGAGGACAAGAUGGUAUCAGUUAGUGAGCACGAAUUUGUGGACAACGAACUACAGGGUGCAUCACGAGCACCCGAUGUAGGUUGGGAGUCACAAAUCGAAGCGACGCCUGAGUCAAUCGACCAGACCAGCUUGGAUGUGGAAACCAACACGGUUCCGAUGCCGUCAUUGACUGAGGACAGACUGCAGUCGGGUUCUGUGUCGGAUGCUGUACAGUCAAUGGGCCCACAUGAGGAGACAGGUUCACACGGAAACAACUCUGUCGGUCCGGAUGACAACAAGGAGGGUGAGGAAAAUGUGUCACAAUCCGGUCGAACGAGUCAUGUAGAUUUUGGUGGACACAGCACUGUUAGUGACAGUGGAGAUGUGGAUGAGCGUUGGAGUGUGGAUAAUAAUGUGACGAGUGUGACGAAGGAGGAUAAAUCACGUGAAGGCGAGAGAGGGUCGGUCGCAGUAGACAUGAACGGUGAGACUGUGACACAGGUAGUUGGUGAGGACAAGAUGGUAUCAGUUAGUGAGCACGAAUUUGUGGACAACGAACUACAGGGUGCAUCACGAGCACCCGAUGUAGGUUGGGAGUUACAAAUCGAAGCGACGCCUGAGUCAAUCGACCAGACCAGCUUGGAUGUGGAAACCAACACGGUUCCGAUGCCGUCAUUGACUGAGGACAGACUGCAGUCGGGUUCUGUGUCGGAUGCUGUACAGUCAAUGGGCCCACAUGAGGAGACAGGUUCACACGGAAACAACUCUGUCGGUCCGGAUGACAACAAGGAGGGUGAGGAAAAUGUGUCACAAUCCGGUGUUAUGUAUAUUGGUGUUUUUCUUUAA